Molecule: messenger RNA, 3589 nt
Organism: Thrips palmi
Lineage: Eukaryota; Metazoa; Arthropoda; Insecta; Thysanoptera; Thripidae
Product: elongation factor-like GTPase 1
Exons: 18
Coding region: 142-3474 (1110 amino acids)
Biological process (GO): cytosolic ribosome assembly
Cellular component (GO): ribonucleoprotein complex; cytosol
Molecular function (GO): GTP binding; GTPase activity; ribosome binding
Source: RefSeq, a predicted model, not a curated record
UCUCACUCUUUCUGUUGUGUUGCCGCCAGUUGCCGCACGCUACAACUUGUUUAGUGUUGACAUCGCUCGGGCCAAGUUGUUGAAUUUUGGUCUUUAUCGGUGUUUACCAAGUCUGGCGUUGCAUAAUUUUCAACAGUAAAGAUGAGACUCCUUGACACCAAGAAACUUAAUGAACUUCAAAAUAAGACCGAUGUUAUUAGGAAUAUCUGUAUUUUAGCUCAUGUUGAUCAUGGCAAGACAACGCUGGCCGAUUCUCUUGUUGCCAGUAAUGGUAUUAUAUCAGCAAGAAUGGCUGGAAAAUUAAGGUACAUGGAUAGUAGAAAAGAUGAACAAGAGCGAGGUAUCACUAUGAAAAGUAGUGCUAUUACUCUUUAUUAUAACACAGCUGAAACAGAACAUCUUGUUAACUUAAUUGAUUCCCCUGGGCACGUCGACUUUUCUUCAGAGGUAUCUACUGCUAUUCGUCUGUGUGAUGGUGCUAUUGUUAUUGUUGAUGUUGUUGAAGGAGUUUGUGCUCAGACCAAGUUGGCUUUAAAACAAGCAUGGAUAGAAAACAUUCAGCCGGUUUUAGUUCUCAACAAAAUGGAUCGUUUAAUCACUGAGGUCCAACUGUCUCCCUUGGAUGCAUACAUUCAUUUAACUCAAAUUUUAGAACAGGUAAAUGCUGUCCUAGGAGAAUUAUUUACCAUGGAUGUACUUAGUAAGACAAGUGCAGAGUCUGAUGAACAAGAUAAAAAAGAUGACAAGAUUUCAUCUGAAGCAAGUAUGAAGGAAGUUUCAGAAUGGGCAUCAGGCUUGGACGAUGCAGAUGAUGAAAAUCUCUACUUCUCCCCAGAAAAGGGAAAUGUUGUUUUUGCGAGUGCUGUUGAUGGCUGGGGAUUCAGAGUCAAGGAUUUUGCUAAAGUGCUGUCAGAAAAAUUGGGAAUCAGUGAGGCAGUUCUCAACAAGACUUUGUGGGGAGACUUUUAUCUCAACACAAAGACUAAACGUAUCAUGAAAGGAGCUCAAGAAAAGGCAAAGAAACCUCUCUUUGUACAGAUGGUUUUGGAGAAUUUAUGGUCCGUUUAUGACAACAUUGCUAUCAGAAAGGAUAAAGAAAAACUGCAAAAAAUAGUGGAGAGCCUAAAAAUUAAACUUACCACUCGUGAUAUGAGACAUACAGAUGCUAAAGUACAGUUGCAGGCAGUGUGUAGUCAGUGGUUACCUCUAGCUAUUGCAGUUCUUGAUAUGUGCUGUGAGAAAUUGCCUCCCCCCAGUAAAAUAAAUGAAGAGAAGGUUGAAAAGCUUAUGUGUUCAUCUGCUAAGCGAUUUGACUCCCUUCCUCCAGAAACUCAAAAAUUGAAGAAUUCCUUUAUGGCCUGUUCAAGCAGAGAUGAAGAUCCAGUCAUUGUGUUCAUUUCAAAAAUGUUCCCUGUGGAGAGGAGUCAACUACCAGAAAACAGAUCCCAGCCAUUGACUCAAGAAGAACUGGCUUUGCGUCGAGAACAAGCCAGGCAGAGGCAUGCAGAAAGGAUUAAUCAGGAAUCAGCCGGUGGGAAUACACCUGUAGCUAGCAUUCCUUUGCCUGAACCUUCCGGUGUUGAUAAAAGUUCUAGUACCGAAAAUAAUGUGGCAGAUAGUUCGAAGUCUCCCCUCGAGGAUGACGCUUUCGUCGCCUUUGCUCGAGUUUUCAGUGGAAAACUUCGUGUGGGCCAGGAUUUAUAUGUUUUAGGCCCGAAACAUAAUCCCUUGACUGCUCUCAACAAAGAACGCAAGGGAGAAGAAAUUGUUGAUCCUUCUUUGACACUUAAAGAUCUCAAGAAUGGCCAACACAUAACACGAAUUAAAGUAUCAAGUUUGUAUCUUCUGAUGGGAAGAGAACUGCAAGCACUUGAGGAAGUGCCUGCGGGAAAUGUUCUUGGUAUUGGGGGCCUAGAGGAACAUGUGCUUAAAUCAUGUACCCUAUCAUCAACUGUGGCUUGCCCCUCAUUUACUGAAUUGCAACUGAUGGCAACACCAAUUCUUAGAGUUGCUCUCAUGCCAAAACAUGCUGCUGAUAUGCCAUCUCUUGUUCGUGGUCUUCGUUUAUUGAACCAAGCAGACUCUUGUGUUCAAGUUCUUGUACAGGAAACUGGAGAACACGUAAUAGUAACAGCUGGUGAAGUUCACCUUCAACGUUGUUUAGAUGAUUUGAUUGAAAGGUAUGCUAAAAUACCGAUAAAAGCAUCAGCGCCAAUUGUACCGUUCCGGGAAACAAUUGUACCACCUCCAACAGUUGACAUGGUUAAUGAAGCUAUUCAAGAUGUAGCAUCUAUGAAAAAGAAGGAUAAGGAAGGUCUUAUAACGGUGUGGACUCCGAAUCAGAACUGCAGUCUCACCAUCAGGGCUGUUCCAUUGCCUCCAGAUGUCAUUAGCAUCCUUGAGAAUAAUUCUGAUCUGAUAAAAACACAUAGCCAAUAUAUUGCCUCUCAGCAAAAGGGAGCUGAUAUUACAUCUUCAAUGAAAGCCAUGACUCUAUCCAGUUCUGAGACACAAGACAACACGGCAAAUGUCCCAGAAUCAUCUGGCUCUGCUUCCAUUUCAGAACUGGAUGAAGAUGAUGUCACAGCUCUCACAGACCGCACUGUCAAAGCUAUUGAAAAACUGAAAGAAGAUUUGAAAAAAGCAUUUGAUGAGAGUGGCGAUCCUAUUUGGCAAAAUGCUGUCGACAAAAUUUGGAGUUGUGGGCCCCGCCGAUUUGGUCCCAACAUUUUAUUGAACAAUGUGGUAGAUCUACCUUGCUCAUUUUGGAGGUCUGAUGAUUCCGUUGAACGAAGUGAUGACAUUAAAACAUUACUGCUGGUGGAGAACAGCUUUGUGAAUGGCUUUCAACUUGCCACCCUAUCUGGACCUCUUUGUGAUGAGCCAAUGAUGGGGGUUGCAUUUGUAGUAUCUAAUUGGUCUUUAAACUCAGAAUCUGUGGAAAAUGAACUCUCUGGAUCAACUGCAUGGGGUCCUCUAUCAGGACAGAUAAUGUCAUGUGUCAAGGAGGGCUGCAGAAAGGCAUUCCAGGCUCAACCACAACGUCUGAUGGCUGCAAUGUAUAGCUGCAACAUCCAGGUCACUGCAGAGGCUUUAGGGAGGAUGUACGGCGUGCUGAACCGGCGCCACGGCCGCGUCUUGGCCGGCGACAUGGCGGAGGGCUCGGGCGCCACCUUCAACGUGACCGCCGUGCUGCCCGUCGUCGAGAGCUUCGACUUCGCGGCCGAGAUCCGCAAGCAGACCUCGGGCCUGGCCAGCCCGCAGCUCGUGUUCAGCCACUGGGAGGUGAUCGACCUGGAUCCGUUUUGGGUGCCGUCCACGGAGGAAGAGUACCUGCACUUCGGGGAGAAGGCGGACUCGGGCAACCGAGCCCGUCAGUACAUGGACACCGUCCGAAGGAGGAAGGGGCUGUCGGUCACCACCAAGAUUGUGGAACACGCAGAGAAGCAGCGAACUUUGUCCAAGAACAAGUAGCCUACGAGGUGAAUGUUGUGAAAAUAAUCAACUGUACUUGCCAAACAAAAACAAGUGGUACGUGGUAUUUAUUUUUUGAAUAAAAACAGCUUGAAAUAUUGUUUUGAUGUUACAA